AAAGAAAGGGAAAGUGAAAAAAAAAAGGGGAGGAGGGAAGAAAACGGCCAGGCCCACCUGCAUCGGCACGAGGGGCCCGCGCGCAGCGCGCUAACGGGAGACCCAGAGAACCCACAAUGGCAACGAGGCAAGCCCAGAGAGCCCGCAGGUUGCCAAGGCCACACCCAGGCGCCGGCGGCCGGAACUCCCCCCACCCUUGAAUUCAACCUCCGCCACGGCCGACGGGCCGAGCCCGACCGACGCCGGCGGGAGAGGCAGAGACGGAGAGGAAGAGAUGGGCGUGGGGGGCAGCUUCUGGGACCUGCUCAAGCCCUACGCGCGGCACGAGGGCGCGGGGUACCUGCGCGGUCGCCGAGUCGCCGUCGACCUCUCCUUCUGGGUCGUCUCCCACAGCACCGCCAUCCGGGCGCGCUUGCCCCGGGCGCGGAGCCCGCACCUCCGGACCACCUUCUUCCGCACCCUCUCCCUCUUCGCCAAGAUGGGCGCGUUCCCUGUGUUCGUGGUGGACGGCGAGCCGUCACCGCUCAAGUCGCAGGCGAGGGCUGCGCGCUUCUUCCGAGGCUCUGGGAUGGACCUGGCCGCGUUGCCUAGCACAGAGACGGAGUCCAGUGCGGCCGCGGCACCGGUCAAAAGGAGGAAUGCUGCAUUCACGCGAUGCGUUGAGGAGUGCGUGGAACUGCUUGAAUAUCUUGGAAUGCCUGUAUUGAGGGCAAAAGGUGAAGCUGAAGCCCUUUGCGCACAGCUGAAUAAUGAAGGUCAUGUAGAUGCUUGCAUUACUGCAGACAGUGAUGCUUUCCUCUUUGGGGCUAAGACUGUCGUAAAGGUCUUCAGAUCGAAUUGCAAGGAACCUUUUGAGUGCUACCACAUAGCAGACAUUGAGUCUGGUCUUGGAUUAAAGAGGAAGCAAAUGGUGGCCAUGGCGCUCCUUAUUGGCAGUGACCAUGAUUUGCAUGGGGUGCCUGGUUUUGGCCUGGAGACUGCACUUCGUUUUGUGCAGUUAUUUGAUGAAGAUGAAAUUUUAGAUAAGCUACAUGAAAUUGGUAGAGGGGUUUAUCCAUUCCUAGAAGGAUUUGACAAUGCACAUAUUGAUGAUCUCCCAUCAUCGUCCACAAAAAGCCCAGUUGCAAAAUCACCGCACUGCUCACAUUGUGGUCACCCGGGCAGCAAGAAAAAUCAUAGCAAGGACGGGUGCAAUUAUUGCUUGGUGGAUUCAUUAGAGAAUUGUGUGGAAAAACCAGCUGGAUUCAAAUGUGAAUGUCCUAGCUGUGACGAGGCACGUGAUCUAAAGGAACAAAGACGGCAUGAAAAUUGGCAAAUCAAGGUCUGCAAAAGAAUAGCUGCUGAGACAAAUUUUCCUAAUGAGGAGAUCAUUAAAUUGUAUCUAAGUGAUAAUAAUCUGGUUGAAGAAAAGGGUGUUCCCUUGCUUAGUUGGAGUAAGCCUGAUGUUGAAGCUUUGGUUGACUUAUUAAGUUAUAAGCAGAAUUGGGAGCCAUCUUAUAUUCGCCAAAGGAUGCUUCCUAUGUUAUCAACCAUAUAUUUACGAGAGGUGGCAUCAUCUCCAUCUACACCAUUGCUUCUUUGUGAUCAAUAUGAAUUUGAUUCAAUUCAACGGAUUAAAAUAAGGCAUGGUCACCCUUAUUACUUGGUGAAAUGGAAGAGAGCUACCCGUGGUAUGAAUACUGAUAUGUCCAGCAAGAAGCCAGUAACGGAGGGAGAGACAAGUAGCGAUGUAGCGGUGUUGGAUGAAGAUGACGAUGAGGAUACAGUGGUUUGCGAGUCCCCUGAGUUACUAGAUGAACCUGAUGUUCCACAAGUGCUUAUUGAUGAUGGCUGCACCUUUCUAUUGACGGAUGAAGACAUUCAACUUGUUGGUGCUGCUUUUCCUAAGGAAACAGCAAGGUUUCAGGAAGAACAGAGGCUGAAAGAAGCAAGAUCAAGAUCACGAAAAUCCAAAUCAAGCCUAGCAGAUACUGCAUGCGAAACACCUAAAGGUCCGAGACCUAGCGGAGUGCAGCUUAGCAUCACAGAGUUCUACCGCUCGAAGAAAGGGCAGAACGCAGAGUCUGGGAAGAAACCGGCUGGAGAAGGGCAAGCCUCGAAGGAAGGCUCAAGAAAAUCCUCUGACAGGGACCUCAACAAGGACCUGCCAAAGUCUGUUCGACGCCGCCUCCUUUUUGAUCAUUGAGGACUAGAGCCUGGCUUUUGGCGACAACUGUAAUCUUGCUGCCACUGUUGUAGAUGACCUAGAGAAUGCCUUAACCUAUUAGCCGGUGUAGAUUCCGCGGCUCAUUUUGUACAGGGAACAGAGCAUCGUCUUUGUCAUAGGAAAUUAUGCAGGUCUUAGUUCAGAAUGAUUAUCUGGACCUCAUCCUUGUCAUAGUUUAUUAGUGCUUUUUAGGCCGGGCAAUAGCUUACAGACUUUAUGCAGCAAUGGAUUUUAGACUGCAGAGGACCAGAAAUGUAAUGCAACGAUCUUCUCAUCGACCCGAUGGCACAACCUGUACCGCUGCGACAUGAUCUGGCGACCAUGACAAUCAUGAGCACUCUGAUGAAGCAUAUGUGGUGAUUUGGGA
This is a messenger RNA of Sorghum bicolor (sorghum), 2573 nucleotides long. RefSeq names its product flap endonuclease GEN-like 1. Gene Ontology annotation, biological process: pollen development. Bases 275 to 2185 code for a protein of 636 amino acids. The record is from RefSeq and is a predicted model, not a curated record. Gene Ontology annotation, molecular function: 5'-flap endonuclease activity. The transcript is spliced from 8 exons. Lineage: Eukaryota; Viridiplantae; Streptophyta; Magnoliopsida; Poales; Poaceae.